AUGUGCGACGGCAUGGGCACGAACGGGCGGGGCAGGGCGUUCCUGGAGGUCUGCUGGCAGAAUCUGCGGGACGCGGGCCUCCCGGACCGCAAGGCCUGGAUCCGCGCGGCGGCGAGGCGGCGGCCGUGGAUGGACCUGGCGCGCGUGGGGAUCUACGGCGGGUCCGCAGGUGGGCAGAACGCGGUCUGGGCCCUGUUGGACCACGACGACCUGUACCGCGUCGCCGUCGCAGACUGCGGGUGCUACGACAACCGCGUGGACAAGCUGUGGUGGAACGAGCAGUGGCUGGGGUACCCGGUGAGCGAGUGCUACGGCAGGAACUCGUGUGCCGGCUUCGUUGGCCAGUUGAGCCCGAGAUGUCGUUUGAUGCUGGUGGUGGGCGAG
This is a messenger RNA of Prorocentrum cordatum, 384 nucleotides long. Lineage: Eukaryota; Dinophyceae; Prorocentrales; Prorocentraceae. The record is from the annotation of a GenBank genome assembly.